Brassica rapa (field mustard) is the source of this 1265-nucleotide messenger RNA. RefSeq lists its product as uncharacterized. Gene Ontology annotation, molecular function: catalytic activity. The record is from RefSeq and is a predicted model, not a curated record. Lineage: Eukaryota; Viridiplantae; Streptophyta; Magnoliopsida; Brassicales; Brassicaceae.
GUACUUGCCACGUGUGAGAUCUUCUCUAUCAAGUACCAACCGCUAAGAAAGCAGCGUCGCUUGCUCUGCCACGACGACGGAGCAAGAAGAAGCUCAACGAUGCUCUCAUCAGCGACGGCGACGGCGGCGAGAAUUGAUCGGCCGAUGUUGAAACGGCAGUUCAAAGUGGUGGCGGAGAAAUUUCCGACGUUUCUGCCUGGAGAUGUUGAGAGAAUCAAAGACAAGUUUGCUCUAAAGCUGGCAGCGAGAAUCGAGAGGCUUCCCGUAAAAGUGAGCUUCUCGGAAGAUAGAAUCAUGAGCAGUUGCGUGACGCCGCUGAUGCGGAAAGAGACGAGUCCUGUCGUGCUUCUUCACGGUUUUGAUAGUUCUUGUUUAGAGUGGAGAUACACUUAUCCACUGCUGGAAGAGGCCGGUUUAGAGACUUGGGCGUUUGAUAUCCUUGGUUGGGGUUUUUCUGAUUUAGAGAAACUUCCACCGUGUGAUGUUGCGUCUAAAAGAGAACAUUUUUACAAGUUUUGGAAGACUCAUAUUGAAAGGCCAGUGGUUUUGGUUGGGCCGAGCCUCGGUGCUGCUGUUGCAAUUGACAUUGCUGUCAACCAUCCUGAAGCGGUUGAGUCUUUGGUUUUAAUGGACGCAAGUGUUUACUCAGAAGGUACAGGAAACUUGGCAACUUUACCCAAAGCAGCAGCUUAUGCUGGAGUAUAUCUACUCAAGAGCGUUCCACUGAGGUUGUAUGCAAACUUCCUUUGUUUCAAAGGUGUCUCAUUGGAAACUAAAUGGGACUGGACAAAGAUUGGUCGCUUGCAUUGUCUGUAUCCUUGGUGGGAAGAUGCAGCUGUUAGUUUUAUGACUAGCGGAGGAUACAACGUAACUUCUCUUAUUAAAAAGGUUUCACAGAAGACACUGAUAGUAUGGGGAGAGGAUGACCAAAUCAUUAGCAACAAACUCGCUUGGAGACUACAUGGAGAGUUACCUAACGCAAGUGUGAAACAAAUAUCAGACUGUGGACAUCUUCCUCACGUCGAAAAACCAGCUGCUGCAGCUAAACUGAUCACAGAGUUUGUUAGAGAGACUUGCCAGUGUAAAGAGGUUGAAAGUAUAUCUUAGAUAGCCUUGAACCAUUAUUUAAGGUGUGUGUUUUCACCAAAAUAUUCUCUUUUUAAGCAGUAGUUGGUACUUUACUUCACUCAUUGUUGGUUGAUCUAUGAUUGAUCAUGAAAAAUUAUUUUUGUAUACAAUUUUAAAAUAGUAUAUUUUUUACACAA